This is a messenger RNA of Psylliodes chrysocephalus, 486 nucleotides long. Lineage: Eukaryota; Metazoa; Arthropoda; Insecta; Coleoptera; Chrysomelidae. The record is from the annotation of a GenBank genome assembly.
AUGGGAUCCAAAUUUAUAGCUAUCGAUAUUUUUUUAGAGAAUUCACUCCGAGCCAAAUGUAUCGCUUGUAACACAGAUUUUCAAGCCGAUAUAACAGUAAUAAAAAACCACGAUAAGAGCUCACAACAUUUAAGAUCGGUAAAAAAAUUAGGACCAAGUCAGCCAAGAAUUGACACAUCGUUUUUCAAAACCAACGACGCACAAGAGAAGGUAACUAUUGCCGAAAUAAAAUUUGCGGUUUUUAUUUCUGAACACAAUUUGCCUAAGAGACUCUGCGACCAUUUAGUGCCCCUCCUAAAAUACAUUUUUCCGGAUUCGCAAAUUGCCAAAGAAAUACAGAUGGGUCGAACAAAAUGCACUUGCGUUAUUAAAAAUGUUUUGGGACAAUAUCAUUUUAGCAAAAUGGUAAAAAAAUUGAAAUGUAAAAAAUUUAGUAUUUUAAUUGAAGAAUCAACAGAUAUCGGUACAAUCAAAAACAUGUGUUAG